CCCUUUUGGUAUUGUUUCCUAUAUAAGCUGAGUUUCAUUUAAUAUUUCUUCAGUACAGAACUUCGGUUGUUGUAUCUCAUACUGCACAAACACAUAUUUGGGACAAAAUGAAGUCUUUCGCCUUCCUCCUCCUACCUGCUCUCGUCUUCGCGAAGAUUGAAGUAGACAUCACAGCGUCUGAUGAUGAGGCCCAAAGACAGGUCCACGUCUCCGGCAGCAACGUAGACAUCAUCAGUGACCUUGAGAUCGACACCUUCCGCCUCUCCGAGGACAACCUGAAGUCUGCCGUCAGAGCCUACUUUGGUUCCGAACCUGAUGACGUUUUCGUGAAAAGCCCCACUCCUUGGGGAGACCUCUACAUCACCAACGAAUGGAAACAGGUGACCAGGGUGCUGAAACCAGUGAGAGCCACCAUCUUAUCCGUAGUUUCGAAGCCGAUGCUGGUCAUGUCUCAUGAAUUCAACAACACGAGCUCUAAACAGGCCACUUAUGAGGCCAGAAUGAGGCAAGAAGUUGAAAAUACUGUCGUUUCUACCUGGGAAAGGAGUGGAGAAAUCGCUGCGAGCAACUAUAUUAAGUACGGUCUCGAUAUGAAGGCUAUGGCGGUCGCUGGUCAGGCAACCAUCUCCUAUGUCUCCAGAUGGGGCGAGAAUGUGAUGAAGUCUCAAACUGUCUCUGUGGGCUCUGAAACCGCCGUCACAGUGACUCUUGAACCCAACCAGAAGGUCACAGCCAAGCUAUACGCCACACGCGUCUCCAUGAAAGUUCAGAUCAACUACGAAGCCAGUUUAUUAGGAUCCGUUGCUGUUAACUACGCUGAUGCCUACAAGGGUCAUCACUUCUGGUCGUUUGACAUCAACAAGGUUUUGGCGGCGGGAGAUAUGAGCAGGUCUAUCAACUCCUCGGAGGUUAUCGAGACCGGUUUCUAUGCUGACUCCAAGGUGGUGAUACACGAUGCGAUCACUGACGAAGUCCUUUACACUUUACCUUUGACCAACUUGUGAAUAUUAUUUUAGUCUGAAAUAAAUUGUGCACGUCUAUUUAUUAUUAA
This is a messenger RNA of Trichoplusia ni (cabbage looper), 1051 nucleotides long. Its product is annotated as spherulin-2A-like. The record is from RefSeq and is a predicted model, not a curated record. The transcript is spliced from 2 exons. Bases 108 to 1004 code for a protein of 298 amino acids. NCBI's taxonomy places the organism in Eukaryota, Metazoa, Arthropoda, Insecta, Lepidoptera, Noctuidae.